GAUACCAAUAAACUAAAACUCGAAGAUGGAAAAUUGAAAAAUCUCGGAAAAUUAAUCAAAAUCACAGCGAAAAAAACAAGUAAACUCGAGUGCAAUAAGACAAAAGGAACACGAAAUAAAUGAGAAAGUUGGGAAGUUGUUCGAGUACGGAAAUUCUGGCGAUGGGACAGUUACAAACACACAACAGAUGUCGCAUGAUACGACGAUCGAGAAAGUAAAAUGUCCUCGAAGCUGCUCGUUUAUGGAAAAUGAAUGCCAAUAAUUGACACAGCAACACUUCUAUAUACCAUACAUAUGCCAUUGUUUGAUAAUUUAUUUGCCAUCGAACGUAGUUUUAGUUUUUAUUUUCGUGCUAUAAACAAACAAAGUAGUCGUAAGAGUUAAAUUGUAAGAGAUGGAGGCUGUUCCGUUGUUACAUGGCAGCGGAGAGGAGCGCGUCGAGAAGCAAUCGUCGUCGUCGUCGUCGCUGCUGCCGCCGCCGCUAACCUCAUCAUCAAAAAAUAGUAGUAAUAGUUGUUUCUCCUGUUGCGUUUACUUUUUACCAAAUCUAAAUGUACGACGAUGUGUUUCGAUGUUAAUCGUCCUCACGAUUCUCAGUAUUCUCUAUUACACACAUUUGAUGGACGAUUCACCGAUUUCAAAUUUUAUUCGUCACGACACGAAACCAACGCCAGUGAUCCAUUGUCGAAUGCUCGACGAGUUAGGUGACUUUGACGACUUCAAAACCAUCGAUCAUCGUUCCGACGCCCGUCUGCGACUCGAGCGCAAAGUUUUGAUCUUUGUCGAGACUCUCUACUCGCGCAUUGGUCGCGACAUCGCCGAACUGCUCGUUUACAAUCGAAUAAAAUACAAAUUAGAAGUCGCGGGAAAAAGUCUGCCCAUUUUGACGAGUCAGGACAAAGGCAAGUACGCUGUCGUGGUGUUUGAGAACAUUGACAAGUACCUGGAAAUGGACAAAUGGAAUCGGGAGUUGCUCGAUAAAUAUUGUCGCGAAUAUUCCGUGGGCAUUGUCGGAUUCAAGGGACCCACAGAAGAGCCGUUGCGACAAUCACGGAUGAAAAAUUACCCCUUGUACUUAAAUACGAACCUGAAAUUGCAAGAUGCGUAUUUGAAUCCGAAUUCGAACGUGUUGCGACUCACAAAAGCAGGUGACACGUAUUAUGGGGUCCUGCCGGGUGCGGAAUGGACCACUUUUGAGUUCAAUCAUUCGACGUACGAGCCAAUUGAAUGGACGCAGCGUGUAGAGCACGACGCAACAUCACAACGGAAGCCGGAAGUGACGGUGCUGCAAGAUCACGGACAAGUAGAUAGCAUCAAAAAAGUGCUUUUUGGUGCCGGAUUACGAUUCUGGCUGCAUCGCUUGCUCUUUCUCGAUGCCCUGAGCUACUUGAGUCACGGACAACUCAGCAUUAGCUUGGAACGGAUGAUUCUCGUCGACAUCGAUGACAUUUUUGUGGGCGAAAAGGGAACGCGGUUGAAGCCAGAUGACGUGCGAGCUCUUAUUGCGACGCAAAACAAGAUAAAUCAUCUCGUGCCCGGUUUCAAAUUCAAUCUCGGCUUUUCGGGAAAAUAUUAUCAUCACGGGACGCGCGAGGAAAAUUUGGGAGACGACAUGCUGCUGGAAAAUGUGGGUGAAUUUAAUUGGUUCUCGCACAUGUUCAACCAUCAACAACCCCAUUUGUAUGACAAUAUCUCGGCUUUGGUGGCCGACAUGAUGCUAAAUAAGGAUUUUGCGAAUACGAAAGCGAUUCCCGCGGAUUCGGGGUACUCGGUGUCGCCACAUCACUCGGGCGUGUAUCCGGCGCACGAUUUGCUGUACAUGGCAUGGAAGAAGGUGUGGAAUGUGAAGGUCACGAGUACCGAGGAGUAUCCGCAUUUGCGACCUGCAAGACUUCGCAGGGGAUUUGUACAUAGGAAUAUUAAAGUUUUACCGCGACAAACGUGUGGCCUCUUUACUCACACAAUGUACAUCGAUCGCUACCCGGGAGGACGCGACAAACUCGACGAAUCCAUCCAAGGUGGCGAAUUAUUCCAAACGAUGGUCUACAACCCCAUCAACAUCUUCAUGACACACAUGUCGAACUACGGCAGCGAUCGUUUGGCUCUCUAUACCUUCGAAUCCGUGAUCAAAUUCCUCCGGUGUUGGACCAACAUCAAACUGACAUCCGCCAAACCCGUCGAACUGGGCGAAAAAUACUUCAAACUGCAUCCCGACGAGAUCGAUCCCGUUUGGGGAAAUCCGUGUGACGAUCCGCGUCAUCUGAAAAUCUGGUCGCGCAACAAAAGUUGCGACACUUUGCCAAAUUUCCUGAUUGUUGGUCCACAAAAAACGGGUACCACUGCCUUGUAUACGUUCCUCAGCAUGCAUCCGCAUGUCGGAAGUAACUUACCGAGUCCCAGCACCUUCGAGGAAAUUCAAUUCUUCAACGGCAAUAAUUACUACAAAGGCCUCGAUUGGUACAUGAACUUUUUCCCCGCCCAAACGAACGCGUCGGGCGGCAUUCAUUUGUUCGAAAAAUCCGCGACGUACUUUGAUGGCGAUCUCGUGCCACGACGAGCGCAUGCCUUGUUGCCACACGCGAAAAUUGUCGUCAUUCUGAUUUCGCCCGCGAAACGAGCUUAUUCGUGGUACCAACACACAAGGGCGCAUGGAGAUGCCGUCGCCAAUAAUCACAGUUUUUAUGAGGUCAUUUCGGCGAAUGACGAUGCGCCAAAACCGUUGAAGGACCUCAAAAAUCGAUGUUUAAAUCCUGGAAAGUAUGCUCAACAUUUGGAAAGAUGGCUCAAUUUUUACUCGGCUCAGCAGCUGCACAUCAUCGAUGGCGAACAGUUAAAGUGGCAUCCGGUGCAGGUGAUGAACGAGCUGCAAAGAUUCCUUAAAUUACCAAACAUUAUCGAUUAUGCGGAACGUCUGAGGUACGAUACGCGCAAAGGAUUUUUCUGCCAAAUCAUAAAUGACACGAAAAAUAAGUGUCUCGGGAAAUCCAAAGGUAGACAAUAUUCCACGAUGGAUGAACGGAGUGCGAAAUAUCUUCAAAGAUUUUAUUUGGCCCACAACACCGCACUCGUGAAGCUCCUAAAAAAAUUGGGCUCCAAACCGAUUCCACAGUGGUUAAAAGACGAUCUUUCGACAACAUCAUAGCAAUAACUGAACUUAUCAGCAAAAAAUUAGCUCUUAUUUAUAAAGUUCUGAUAUUACUGAUAACAAUAUUUAUAUACGAGAGUAAACUUUGACUUCUAAUUUGAACUUUAACAUGAUGGAAUUAAAAAUAUUUUUGAGUUAAUUCUAGAUUUUAAGGAAAAAAUGAACCUGUACAGUACGACUAAACACGAUUAAUUAUUAUUAUUAAAAAAAAAUAAAUAUAUGUUCAAAAUUUUAAAUAUCUCUAAAAAAUACAAUAAUAACGAUAAAAAGUAAAAUGUUAAAAUAAUAAAUACUUGAAUUAA
This is a messenger RNA of Culicoides brevitarsis, 3447 nucleotides long. RefSeq names its product bifunctional heparan sulfate N-deacetylase/N-sulfotransferase (gene sfl). The record is from RefSeq and is a predicted model, not a curated record. The transcript has 6 exons. Bases 395 to 3142 code for a protein of 915 amino acids. NCBI's taxonomy places the organism in Eukaryota, Metazoa, Arthropoda, Insecta, Diptera, Ceratopogonidae. Gene Ontology annotation, molecular function: deacetylase activity; heparan sulfate N-sulfotransferase activity. Gene Ontology annotation, cellular component: Golgi apparatus.